Molecule: messenger RNA, 1874 nt
Organism: Amborella trichopoda
Lineage: Eukaryota; Viridiplantae; Streptophyta; Magnoliopsida; Amborellales; Amborellaceae
Product: mitochondrial-processing peptidase subunit alpha
Biological process (GO): proteolysis
Cellular component (GO): mitochondrion
Molecular function (GO): metalloendopeptidase activity; metal ion binding
Source: RefSeq, a predicted model, not a curated record
UGCAUUUUAGGGUUUCGCAGUGAGGAUGUUCUGAGCUAAACUUUCGUGGUUACCGCAAAUGAUAUACAAAUCCAUUGUGGCAAUUGAAUUUUAGGUUGUUUCGCAGGAUGUUCAGAGCUGCAAAACGCUUUAGUCUUCUCAAGGUGAAGCUAAAAAAUACUGAACCUACUGGCAUAAGAACCAUCAGCACUUGUCUGCCACAUUGUUGCAGUCAGGAUGUUGUUUCCGAAGAUUCUCUUUGUGGACCGCAUUCCCAGUUCAAGGAAGGCUAUGGAAAAAUAAUUCCUCCUCUCUCUCAGCCUCUUCCUGGCCUUAAACUUCCUCCCUGUCUCCCAGACCAUGUGGAAGAAUGCCUAACAAGGAUAACAACACUUCCGAAUGGCCUCAAGAUUGCCUCUCAGGAGUCUCUGGGGCCUGCAUCCUGCAUAGGAAUAUUUGUUGAUUGUGGUUCUAUAUGUGAGUCGGAAUGGUGUUAUGGGGUCACACAUCUCUUGGAAAGAAUGGCUUUCAAAAGCACAAAUAACCGAUGUCAUUCACGUGUAGUGCGUGAGAUAGAGGCAGUUGGAGGAAAUGUGGCGGCAUCUGCAUCACGAGAACAGAUGGGGUACACUUAUGACACAAUCAGGACACAUCUUCCUGAGGCUUUGGAAUUAUUGAUUGACUGUGUUAGGAAUCCGAUUUUUCUUGAUUCUGAGGUCAAGGAACAGCUUACCAAAAUCAAAGCAGAAAUUAGGGACGUUUCGAAUAAUCCUGAGAACUUUCUGUUAGAGUCUCUUCAUUCAGCUGGUUACUCUGGUGCACUGGGGAAUCCACUGAUAGCAUCUGAAGCUGUCAUUGAGAAAUUGAAUGGAUCUGUCAUAGAUAAAUUUGUCAUUGAGAAUUAUACUGCAGAUCGAAUGGUAUUGGCAGCAUCAGGAGUGGAUCAUGAAUAUUUAUUGUCUAUUGCAGAGCCACUUUUGUAUGACUUAGAGAAGGGUCCUCCUAUCAAGGUGCCAGUGUCAAAAUAUGUUGGUGGUGACCUUAGAUUUCAAGCUGAUUCUGAGAGGACUUAUGUUGCUCUGGUAUUUGAAGUUCCAGGAGGAUGGCGUGACGAGAAAGAUGCGAUAAUAACAAUCGUUUUGCAGAAUCUCAUGGGUGGAGGUGGUUCCUUCUCUGCUGGUGGUCCUGGAAAGGGAAUGCAUUCUCGUCUCUAUAUCCGUGUUUUAAAUGAGUACCAGCAAAUCCAGUCAUUCUCUGCUUUUAGCACUGUGUAUAAUGACACUGGUUUGUUUGGUAUCCGUGCUUCUACGGGAUCAGAUUUUGUAGCCGAGGCUGUUGAUAUAGCAGCGGAAGAAUUAAUAGCUAUUGCCACCCCAGGAAAAGUCAAAGAAGUCGAACUCAUUCGAGCGAAAAAUUCUACUAAAUCAGCUGUAUUGAUGAAUCUAGAGUCCAGAAUGGUUGUGACUGAAGAUAUUGGGAGGCAGAUAUUAACCUAUGGGUGUAGGAAACAUGUUGAGCAUUUUCUGAAGGCAGUGGAUGCAAUAACCCUAGACGAUCUUUCAGCUACUGCACAUAAAAUUCUCUCCUCUCCAGUUACUAUGGGUUCUUGGGGUGAUGUUGAUCGAGUUCCAAGCUAUGAUUUAGUUAGACAACAUUUUCAGCCAAUGGAUUAAACACAAACAAUCAGCUGAAAGCGUAUAUGAUGACUCUUUUCAUAUUAAAUUAAGCUGGAAUCUUUUUUUCAGUUGGUAAGCUGCUUUUUAGUUCGAUAGAAUCAAUCUUGACAAACACUGGUAUGCCAUGAGCCAUUUAUUUCUGGAGCUAUUUUAUUGUACUAAAUGUUUAUUCUUGAAAAUGAUAUAAUACAAUCUCCUGAUUUUAUCUGUCUUUUAAAA